AUGGAACAUACAAACGCCGAAGCGUCCUCCAGCAAACACCCAGCCCCCUCCCACCCCCGCAACAAUCUCUCCCUCUCCCUCUCCCUUACGGUUCCUAGAGAUAACUCUCCCAGGGGGAGCAGGGGCAGGUCGGCAAGCCGGCGGCGAGAUGCUAGGAAUGAGCCUGCCUCUGCGCGGGGGUCUGCUGUAGAUCUGGUUUUGCCGCAAUCGGCUGUAUCAGCGGGGACCGCGAGGAGUGGGGGUGGGAGUCUGAGGGUAUCAGAGAGGGCGUUGAGCCCGAAGAGUGGGAGUGAGGCGGGUGGAUCGAAUGCCAGUAGGAGACUACGGACUGUUCCUCCUAUGGCGAUAUUUGAGCCUCCGACUCCGCCACCUUCUGAACAACCCCUCCCGCCAGCCGAAGGGCAGUCUCCAUCAGCUGCCGCAGACCCUUUCCCGACCAUCACCACCGCCUCUUCCCGCGCCAUGCGUUAUCGCUACUCUGAUUCGUCAUCCAAUCAGUCAUCUGCCGACGACUCUUCCUUUGAUGAGACGCCUCCUUGGUGGACAUUUACCCAGAGGGGAAUGGCGAGGAUCAAACACAGGACGCUGAAACACAAGCAGGGGCAGAGCGGGAAGGAAAGUGAUAGGGAAGAUGAGGGAGGUCUGACAGAAGGAGUGACAGAGGCAGAGUCGGGGAGAGAGGAGGGGAGACCCAAGAAGAGAACGAGCUAUUUCAGCGCCUCGAGGAAGAGUUCCAAGGAUACACCCGGUCCCUCUGGACGGCGGACGGCUUCACCGUCACGUAUCCUGGGGUAUAAUCGAAAUUCGGCGUACAGGGCUGACUCUGUAAACAAUACCACGCCUUCCUUGAAACUGUCGAAUGCGUUCAAGAAAGGGUCAACCACGAGGCUCCAGCCCGUGGCGACACAUUUACGUCCGAUCAAGUCGAAUCACGGAAAUGAGAGUCAGACUUUUGGCAGGCGCAAGCCGCCUCUGAAGCGUAUGGACUCUGCUCCUGCUGCCACUUCUUCCCCGACCUCUCCAGUCUUUCCGUCCUCUCCCAGCCCGGGGCUGGCGACCCUCGUCGACCAGCCUUUGCGGGAUCCCCAAGCGCCGAUCGUCCUUGGAGGGGAAGUGUCAGGAGCAUCGCCCACUGCUUCGCCUACAAGACGUACAGCGCGGCGGCAGCUCACAGCACCGGCCUUCCCACGCUUCUUUAGAAGCCGAGAUACAGGUACCGGGGACGAGCAGUCGGAAGAGACAGACCACGAACUAUCCCCUCUAGCCAGACCCCGUCCUCGCUCAACCCUCACAUCUACUUCCAUCCCCGACCCUGCUCAGACCAACUUCAACCUCACUCCAGGGCAAGACCCGAACGACCCUUCCAACUCUCCCGGUGCUCUCAAAUACAAACGCAAAGGUUCCAAUCGUCUGCGUAUCAAUCUACCCCCACCGCUCACACAGCACUUUGCAAACAAUUUUCAGAAUGGGUGGCCGCAUGCGGGUAGUUGGCAGGAUGCGUUGUAUGGGUACUAUGAGGAGCCGCAAAAGAUGCGACAAGGGUCGACGCCAGCUGGGGGUUUCGCGUUCGGUGUGACUGAGGAAGGUGCCGCUGGUGCUGGGACUGCUUCUGAAGGAGAAGGGGGCAGCAGAAAGAAGAAGAAGAAGAAGGAGCGGAGAAUGAGCUCUAAAGCUCCUGGGAUCCAGUCAAUACCUCCCAGUCCGCACGAGGGUGAUAUAGAGUCAUCCGCCGAACAACAACCGCCCGUGACCGCCGGGGGAAGCAAGAGGACCAAGGCAAAGAAGCAAAAGCGAUUUGAGGCCAUGGUACCGCCCACGCCUAGUGGUCUGGGCUUCACGCCGAGGCAUAGCGGAGAGGGCUUGGGAGAGUAUCCUUGGAAUGGGAUGAAUGGCGAGAAUGAUAGAAUGAAUGGAUCCGGGGAGAAGGCCGGGAACGAGGCAAAUGAAGAGACGCUGCGUGCGGACCAACCUCGCGGUAAUACCCUUGCGCUCUUACAUCCCGAUCCGGCUCAUCUGCGUAACAAUGCCAAUCUCGCUCGUCACACCUCCCGAGCAACAAUCACUGACACUACCGUGGAUGGACACGACUCCAACUCUUCCGCGUUUGGCUAUUCUCGUGGUGGCAGAAAUGGAUUCCGAUUGUUUGGAAAGAGACAGAGGCCGAAUGAGAAACGGAUGGAUCUGAAUCUUAGUUGGAAGAAGAGGUGGAAGAGAGUAUUGUUUCUGGACGCAAGGGUCACUAUCUGGGUGAGGUUGAUCAAUCUGAUCGUGGUUGUGAUCGCUCUAGGACUAUCAAUCCAGAUUCGUCUCAACCUCAUCUCCCUCAGCCUUCCCGGCGUCCUCGGCUCCUCUACAACCCUUAUCAUUUCCUACGCCACUACCACCAUCUUCCACGGCCUCAUGGCCAUCUACCGAGAGUACUUUGGCAAGCCCAUCGGUCUUUGGGGGCUUAGCUCCAAGAUGCUGUGGGUCUGCCUCGACUUGCUUUUCGUCGCCCUCUGGUCCUCUGCAUUGAGUCUGUCAAUCAACGACUUGAUCGCGACACCAUUAGAAUGUUCUGCUGGUGCGGCCUGGUGGAGGAAUGGGCUAGCGUCAGAUUAUGCCUCGUUGAUUGCCGAAUUAGAAGAGUCCGCCGAGGCGGUCGCCAAUGCUACCCUCGGCGACAACUCUUCUUCGGCAACAACUGCCAUUUCCGACAAUCUUCUCGGCGUCACUUCUCCCGACCUCAUCUCCACCUCCCUCGGUAUCACUCUGCCCACAUCCAUCACAGCCUCGCACCUCGCGAGACAGGUGUGUCGUCAUCAGGCAGCGUGCAUUGCGUUGAGCGUGUUGGCGUUGUUGCUCUACGGCGGUAAUAUGGUGCUCAGUUUGUUUAGAAUCUUUGAGACGGUGAGGAGAACUGGGAACGCUAGUAGAGCAGUCAUUGUUUGA
Molecule: messenger RNA, 2931 nt
Organism: Cryptococcus wingfieldii CBS 7118
Lineage: Eukaryota; Fungi; Basidiomycota; Tremellomycetes; Tremellales; Cryptococcaceae
Exons: 3
Coding region: 1-2931 (976 amino acids)
Biological process (GO): positive regulation of catalytic activity
Cellular component (GO): cell periphery; fungal-type vacuole
Source: RefSeq, a predicted model, not a curated record